Messenger RNA from Fukomys damarensis (Damara mole-rat), 3032 nucleotides. It is a transcript of the gene Tex10, whose product is annotated as testis expressed 10. The record is from RefSeq and is a predicted model, not a curated record. Lineage: Eukaryota; Metazoa; Chordata; Mammalia; Rodentia; Bathyergidae. The coding region runs from base 84 to 2873 and encodes 929 amino acids. Gene Ontology annotation, cellular component: nucleus; MLL1 complex. The transcript has 15 exons.
GUGAAAUGAAAAUGUGGGAUUGGGGUAAAUGAAAUAAGGCAAGCUGUUUUGCUGUAUGCUCCCAGUCCUUACGUUAAUUCUGAAUGACCAAAAAAAGGAAACGCCAAGAUGAUUUUCAAAAAGUAAAACUAAAAGUUGGUAAAAAGAAACCCAGGUUAGAAAAUGCUACUGUUACAAACUUUAAAACAAAGAGUAUACAUCUGCCUGAGCAACUCAAAGAGGAUGGAACACUUCCAACAAACAAUAGAAAACUCAACAUAAAGGAUUUGCUGUCACAGAUGCAUCACUACAAUGCUGGGGUUAAACAAAGUGCUCUUCUUGGACUUAAAGACCUUUUGUCUCAGUACCCAUUUAUAAUUGAUGCACACCUUUCAAACAUAUUAAAUGAAGUGGCUGCUGUGUUUACAGAUAAAGAUGCUAAUGUACGAUUAGCAGCAGUUCAACUUCUUCAAUUCCUGGCCCCCAAAAUACGAGCUGAACAAAUUUCUCCAUUUUUUCCUUUGGUAAGUGCCCAUCUCUCUAGUGCCAUGACUCACAUUACUGAAGGAAUUCAGGAGGACUCUUUAAAAGUUUUGGACAUUCUGCUGGAACAGUACCCAGCUCUAAUUACUGGCCGUAGCAGUAUAUUGCUUAAGAAUUUUGUAGAACUUAUUUCUCAUCAGCAGCUGUCCAAAGGACUGGUAAAUAAAGACAGAUCCCAGUCCUGGAUACUUUCUGUAAAUCCUAAUCGGAGACUCACUUCUCAGCAGUGGAGGCUGAAAGUCUUAGUGAGACUCAGUAAAUUCCUUCAGGCCUUGGCAGAUGGAUCCAGUAGGUUGAGAGAAAGUGAAGGACUUCAGGAACAAAAAGAAAAUCCCCAUGCCACUAGCAACUUCAUUUUUAUCAACUGGAAGGAACAUGCCAACGACCAGCAACACAUCCAGGUUUAUGAAAAUGGGGGUUCACAGCCAAAUGUCAGUUCACAGUUCAGGCUACGAUACUUGGUUGGAGGACGAGGUGCUGUGGAUGAAGGUCUGUCAUCUCCUGAAAACCUGAAAGGAUUUAUUGAGAUAAUAAUUCCAUUGCUAAUUGAAUGCUGGAUUGAAGCUGUGCCUCCACAGCUGUCUGCUUCUGUUGGAAAUGGUAUAGAGCGAGAACCACUACAGGUUAUGCAGCAAGUCCUUAAUGUCAUUUCUCUUCUGUGGAAACUGUCUAAACAACAUGAUGAAACCCAUAAAUUGGAGUCAUGGCUUCGAAAGAAUUAUCUUACUGAUUUCAAACAUCAUUUUAUGAGUCAUUUUCCAUAUGCCUUAAAAGAAAUAACCAAGCACAGAAGGAAAGAGACAAAUAAAAGCAUCAAGAAUUGCACGAUUCUCUCCAAUAAUGUAGAUCAUCUCUUACUGAAUUUAACGCUAUCUGAUAUCAUGGUCUCCUUGGCAAAUUCCUCAACAUUGCAGAAUGAUUCUGGUUGGAUAGAAAUGAUAAGAAAAUUUGUGACAGAGACUCUUGAAGAUGGCUCUGGGCUAAACAGUAAGCAGCUGAACAGAUUGCUUGGAGUGUCGUGGAGGUUAAUGCAGAUACAACCAAACAGAGAGGCUACAGAGGCUCUUAUUAAGGCAGUUUAUACAUUGUAUCAGCAGAGAGGCCUUCUGCUUCCAGUUCGGACUUUGUUACUGAAGUUUUUCAGUAAAAUCUACCAGAGGGAAGAACUGAGAGCUUACAGACUCAGAUAUCGUAGUAAAGUGUUAUCCCGUUGGCUGGCGGGUUUACCAUUGCAACUUGCUCAUCUUGGUUCCCGGAACCCUGAGCUCUCAACACAGCUAAUUGAUAUUAUCCAUACUGCUGCAGCACGAGCAAAUAAAGAAUUACUUAAAAGUUUACAAGCUACUUCACUGCGGAUUUAUGAUCCGCAGGAAGGUGCUGUGGUGGUUCUCCCUGCAGAGUCUCAGCAUCGAUUGAUUCAGCUUGUGUAUUUUCUGCCCAGCCUGCCUGCUGAUUUGCUUUCUCGAUUAAGUCGCUGUUGUAUUAUGGGAAGACUCAAUUCAAGUUUGGCUACCAUGCUUAUUGGGAUAGUGUACAUGAGAUCUUCAUUUUCUGGAUGGAAGUAUUCAGUUAAAGACUGGUUGAUGAGUGAUGUGGACUAUUUGAGCUUCUUAUUUUCUACACUUACAGGGUUUUCGAAAGAGGAGUUGACUUGGCUUCAGAGCCUUCGAGGAGUUCCUCAUGUUGUCCAGACACAGCUUUCUCCCGUGCUUCUCUACCUUACAGACUGGGAUCAAUUUUUGCACCAUUGGGAUGUAACAGAGGCAGUUUGUCACAGUUUUUUGGUUAUCCCUGCCCGAAGUCAAAGUUUUGACAUCCUGCAAAGUGCCAUCAGUAAGCAUCUGGUUGCAUUGACUGUAAUUCCUGACAGCACAGCCGGCUGUGUUUUUGGUGUUAUCUGUAAGCUUCUGGAUCAUACGUGUGUAGUUAGUGAAAGUCUACUACCAUUUCUGGCUUCUUGUUGCUACACUCUUCUUUAUUUUCUGCUUACUCUAGAGAAAGGGGAACCUGAACAUCUAAAAAAGAGGGACAAGCUUUGGGGGGCCUGUGUCUCCAUUCUGGCUCUCCUGCCUCGAGUCCUCAGGCUGAUGCUACAGAGCCUGCGGGUGAACAGAGUUGGGCCUGAAGAGCUCCCUGUUAUUGGCCAGCUGCUGCGCCUGCUGCUUCAGCACGCUCCCCUCAGGACUCACAUGUUGACAAAUGCCAUCUUGGUGCAGCAGAUCAUCAAGAAUAUCACUACAAUGAAGAGUGGUGGUGUUCAAGAGCAGUGGCUCACAGACUUACAUUACUGCUUCAGUGUGUAUAUCACUGGGCAUCCCCAGGGGCCUAGUGCAUUGAAUACAGUGUAUUGAAGAGGCCCUGUGGUACCUCCUGUUUGAAAUUGUUUAUUCACAUCUACCUUAUUUUGGAGAGAGACUGGUGUAAUAGAUGUUUGUCAUUAAAAGCUAAACUUUUCAAGUAGUUGUUUGUGAACUUUCCUUUGCAUGUAGUAGGAAAAUAAUGCUUGGGAC